AUGACGAAGUCCGAGCAGAAGAAGGCCGUGAAAUUCACUCGCAUGUGCAAGUUCUGGCGGACGAACGAGUGCAAGAUGGGGACGGACUGCACGUUUGCCCAUGACACUUCGGAGUUGCGGCCGAGCCCAAAGCCCUGCUUCGAGUUCUCCAAGACUGGGAGUUGCGCACGUGGACAAGCAUGCAGAUUCGUUCAUACAGUGGACAUGAAUAGCAGUGGGACAUUCAAUGACAUUUUGCCAACAAUGCAAGAGGUGAGCUACGUGCAGAAUCCUCCUGCCGGAUCGGUGGCGUUUGAAGCGCCAGCGUGCAUGGGCGUACCCAUGCCACAAUUGGGCCAAACGCGGCCUGCAUUGCAGGACCUUGGCUCGAUCCCUUGUCUCCGCCCACCACCUGGUAUCGACGACAUGGGCAUGAUAGGACUUGAGCCACAUGGCCUGCGCUGGUCCAGCUUGAAAGUAGACAUGGAUAGAGACUCCUGCCGCUCCAGCCUGAGCGAACUCUCGUUGGGUUUGGAAUGUGCCCCGCUGCCCAUUCCGAAAGCAGCAGACCUUGAACAGAUGUGGGCAGCGGAUGACGCAACCGUAGCCACGCAGAGCUUGACAUCCACCAUGUGCCUGAGCACUACUCCGACCAGCUUCAGCGACUCGGACGGCUCGGACGGUAUGUCAUUCUGGCUGUGA
This is a messenger RNA of Symbiodinium natans, 681 nucleotides long. The record is from the annotation of a GenBank genome assembly. Lineage: Eukaryota; Dinophyceae; Suessiales; Symbiodiniaceae.